Amphimedon queenslandica is the source of this 1587-nucleotide messenger RNA. RefSeq names its product zinc finger CCCH domain-containing protein 15-like. Lineage: Eukaryota; Metazoa; Porifera; Demospongiae; Haplosclerida; Niphatidae. Gene Ontology annotation, molecular function: mRNA binding; metal ion binding. The coding region runs from base 60 to 1352 and encodes 430 amino acids. Gene Ontology annotation, cellular component: cytosol. The record is from RefSeq and is a predicted model, not a curated record. The transcript is spliced from 9 exons. Gene Ontology annotation, biological process: cytoplasmic translation.
AAAAAUUAUUUCUAGCCAACCCGUUUAUUUAAAAACUUGUGAUUUUGGUCAACUAGGUCAUGCCUCCAAAGAAGAAAAGUGAGCCAAGUAAAAAGACAGUCGAAAAGAAGAAAGAGAAAAUAAUAGAGGACAAGACAUUUGGACUGAAGAACAAGAAAGGGAAAAAACAACAACAAUUUAUUAAAAAUGUACAAAAUCAAGUCAAAUAUGGACAACAAAGUUCACAGAAACUUGAAGCAAUGCAAUUUGAAGCAAAGAAAAAGAAGCUCUCAGAUUUAGAGUCAAAGAAAGAGAUGGACUCUCUUUUUAAACCUGUCGCCAAAGCACAAAAACUAUCAGCAGACGCUGACCCAAAGUCUGUCCUCUGUGUGUUUUACAAACAAGGAAUGUGCACCAAAGGAGACAAGUGUAAAUUCUCACAUGAUCUAUCAUUAGAAGGGAAAUCAGAAAAGAGGAGCAUGUAUGUAGAUGCUAGAGACUUGGAAAAUGACACUAUUGAUACUUGGGAUGAGGAGAAGUUGAAGGAGGUAGUAGAUAAGAAACAUGGCGCCAAAGUCAUGCCUAAAACUGAAAUAGUUUGCAAGUUUUUCCUUCAAGCUAUAGAAGAUGGUAAGUAUGGCUGGUUUUGGGAGUGUCCUAAUGGAGGAGAUAAGUGCAUUUAUCGUCACUGUCUACCCCCUGGGUUUGUUUUCAAAACAAAGAAGAAGGGACCGGAAGAUGCUAGUGCUGAGCCUGAUAUUACCAUGGAACAACUAGUGGAAGAGGAGAGACAAAAGCUGCUGAGCUCGGGUAAAACUCUUACUAAGGUGACUCUGGAAUCAUUCUUAGCCUGGAAGAAAAGAAAGUUAAAAGAAAAGAAAGAUAAACUAGCAGUUGAUACUAGCAAAAAGAAAGAAGCAAUGAAGGCAGGAAGGACAGUUGGGAUCAGUGGUAGAGAGAUGUUUGAGUUUAAUCCUGAACUGAAGGGAGAAGGAGGAGAUGGUGAAGAUGAUGAAGAGACUGUAGUCAUGAUACCAAGAGAAGAUGAUGAAGAUGAUGCCGGUGGAGCUACUGCAGUUGAUUUAACUAACUUCAACAAUGAAUGGGCAACCGUAACACACCACCAAGGAGAUGAUGACGACGACGACGACGAUGAAGUUGUUCCUAAAGGAGCAGUGGGAGGAGCAGACCCUGUACAGAUCGAUGAGAUGCUUUUCACUGAGGAAGAUGGUGACAUACCAGUAGACGAAGAAUUAUUUGAUGUCGAUGAAGAUGAAUUACUAGAGGAACAAUUACUAGCGGCUACCAUCACUAACAGCUUGCACAUACAACAACAAGACAAUAGUGAGAGUGACCCUGAGUCUGUGGAGUAACUCCAAUCUCUUUGUAAUAUUUUAAUUGUAUUGUCGGAAUAACUGUUAAUAACAAUUAUUAUUUAAGUCAUGAGGAAAUUAAUAAUAAUUAUUGAUUUUGAUCAUGAGCAAUAGAAUGGGCCACUGUAGUUGUAGCGAUUGUUUUCCUGGUCGUAUGGAUAAUAACAAUUCCUGUAGUCACUGGCUCUCCAUGGCUGGUAUAGAUAGAGCAGUAUUGCAGCAGCCAUUAUAGCUA